This is a messenger RNA of Diabrotica balteata, 1697 nucleotides long. Lineage: Eukaryota; Metazoa; Arthropoda; Insecta; Coleoptera; Chrysomelidae. The record is from the annotation of a GenBank genome assembly.
AGUGUCACAUCAAAUAAAUAAUUCAUGAAGGUUAAAAUAUACGUGUUUUAUUAUUAUUUCAAGCUGUUGGUAGAUCAAAAUCAAAAUAGUAAUUAUUCUGAAUAAUGAUCGUUUCCAGUUGGUAUUGAUGACAAGUAAAAAGUGGCAUAAGGAUUUUUCUAGAAUCAUAAAUAAAAAAUUAUAUCAGGUGAUCUAAAAACGAGAUGACCAUUAUUGAGGGGAUAGGCGACGAAGUUACACAUUUUUUUAUUGCAUUGUUUGUUAUUGUUAUAGGAACUGUUGCUUGGUGGACUACUAACAUAUCUGAACAAAGGUAUAUUAGGACUGUAGUGUUACUGGAAAGAAGAAGACACAGAGCCCAUCGGAGAUUAACAAACCAUACCGAAUCUGUUACUAUUACUGAAGGAUCGAGUAGUACUUCUCAGACUGAAGAAAAUACACCUGAUCUUUCCGCUGAAACAGAUGCAGUAUUAGCUCGAGCUCGAGCUCCAAAUGGCAAUAAACCCCCUGAGCCUAGAUCAGAAGAAGAUUUAAUUGCUCCUGAAAUUCCCAGUACUAUAUUAGAAGAUAGUCGAGGCGAAGAAGAAGAAAGUAUCAUUGAAACCAUGGAUGCUGAUGCUAAUAUCGUUAGACAAAGAAGAUUAGCUUUUUAUACUGGUUUUUCAAAUGAAAAUCAAGAACCCACUAGUUCCCAAACAGAAUCGUUUAGACAAAAUACUAAUUCGCCACAAAACUCUAGUUCUUCUUCAGAUGUAGAGCCUAGUGCCCCUCCACCGGAAGAAAGUGCUCCACCUAAAAGUGAGGAUACUACUAGCAAUACAAGAAUAACAGUGAAAUUAAAAUACAUAAACGACGAUCUAAAAUUAGUUGAAGGAAAUUUAAACGAAUCUCUUGGAGAAUUUAAAAAGAGAAAUUUCGUGCCAGAAUUAUCCUCAAAUAAAUUGAUACGGUUAAUAUUCAAUGGGCAGGUCCUUCAACCAGAUACGCAAACCUUGAAAAAUUGUGGACUGUUUGAUAAUUGUGUCGUCCAUUGUUUGAUACACCAAAAGAGGGCUCAACCGAAUCGGUCUAGUGGUACCGAAAGCAGAAGAGAAGGAUAUUCUUUUCCAAAUACAAAUGGUUCGGCCAACAAUAACAAUAAUCAAAAUAGGGAUUGGGACUUAGGAAAUUUCCUGUUUGGCUUUAUUAGUAUUAUACUGUUAGCGGCUUGGUAUUUUAGUUUCUAUUUUAUGGAUGGCCCUUCAUUAUGACCUUUGAGAAUGCAUCAUUUAUUUGUACUGGUGAAUUGGUAGGAUACAGUUUUUUUUAAGCUGCACAAUUUAAGAUUUGUUCUUAAGUACUAAAUGAUGCUAUUAUAAGGAUGCUAAUGUGGAUAAAGGGUACGUCUAUGCUCAUUUGUACACAGUAACAGCUACAGUAGGCUUGAUUUUAAUAACUGGUAUUUUUACCAUAGUUUUAGUAGGAAUGUACUUUCCAGACACUGAGCAGUUCCCAAAUCCUGCAUUUCACAUAAGGGAGAGAACGACGCCACAAACGGAGUAAAAAAUAAAGAAUGUGCUUAAUUUGUUUUUUUUUUUCUAUUUAAUAUUUCACUUUUUAUUUGUGAUCAGGAACAUGUUGAGUUUAUAUAAACUUUGUAUAAUAUUAUUUAAGUUGAAAUUUUAUAUUUUAGUUACUUAUAAAAUAAAUUAUUUAUU